This is a messenger RNA of Medicago truncatula (barrel medic), 930 nucleotides long. RefSeq names its product 21 kDa protein. The record is from RefSeq and is a predicted model, not a curated record. Bases 25 to 618 code for a protein of 197 amino acids. Lineage: Eukaryota; Viridiplantae; Streptophyta; Magnoliopsida; Fabales; Fabaceae. The transcript has a single exon. Gene Ontology annotation, molecular function: enzyme inhibitor activity. Gene Ontology annotation, biological process: negative regulation of catalytic activity.
AUAGAGUUAGAUUGGAAAAAAAAAAUGGAGGCUUUUUCUUCAAAGAUCCUUCUAAUAAUUUUUUCCUUUAGUUUCAUCACACACUCUAUCCAAGCAAAUGACAGACCAUACCAACAAUCCAACACCUUAUUCAUUAGAAAUUCUUGUAGUUCCACAACUUACCCAAGACUAUGCUACACAUCCCUAGUGAAGCAUGCCGAUUUCAUACAAACAAAUCGCAUGCUUUUAACAGGAACGGCCCUCAACGUGACUCUUGCAUCGGCAAAAUCAACCUCGGCUUUGAUGUCAACUCUAUCUAAAGGUCAGGGGUUGAACCCAAGAGAGGCUGCAGCUAUGAAGGAUUGCGUCGAAGUGCUGAGUGACUCCGUGGAUGAACUACGAAGGUCUAUCGAUGAAAUGAGUCGUCUUAGGACUUCAAAUUUUGAGCUAACAAUGAGUGAUGUACAAACAUGGGUUAGUGCUGCUUUGACGGAUCAGAACACUUGUACCGACGGAUUUCAAGAGAUUAAUGCUACGGAGAAUGUUAAGACAUUGGUAAGAGGGAGCAUUGUGCAAGUUGCUCAAUUAACUAGCAAUGCUUUGGCUUUGAUAAAUAAACUUUCCACUUCACAUGGUUAAAAUAGCUUAAUUAACGUAUUGUUUAUGUAGAUUCAUUAUUCCAGCAUUAUCAAUGUAAUUGUGUGGUUCAACUUAAGUGUGUAAAAGAUUGUAAAUGUGUAGCAAUUAGUUGUUGAGAUUUAUGUUGUUUUUUUAUGAGUUAGGUUUUGUUGUUGAUUGGUAGUUGUGGAAUACCAAAGUAGUUUUGAAGUAAUACUUUGAAGUUCAGCAUACCCUUUGGUGAAGAGAGAAAAAUUUAUGUAGUAGUUGUUGCUCAAUGGCUAUGUGAGGAUUCUGAAAUGUGGAAAUGUAAAGUGAAAUUAUUAUUUAAAA